Molecule: messenger RNA, 3567 nt
Organism: Oncorhynchus tshawytscha (Chinook salmon)
Lineage: Eukaryota; Metazoa; Chordata; Actinopteri; Salmoniformes; Salmonidae
Product: thyroid hormone receptor beta
Exons: 11
Coding region: 485-1735 (416 amino acids)
Biological process (GO): cell differentiation; positive regulation of transcription by RNA polymerase II; thyroid hormone receptor signaling pathway
Molecular function (GO): zinc ion binding; nuclear receptor activity; RNA polymerase II cis-regulatory region sequence-specific DNA binding
Source: RefSeq, a predicted model, not a curated record
GACGCACACGCGUUGGCACACAGUCAAGUCCGAAGGGCCCUAUUUAAAUAGGGGUGAUGAAACCUCCUGUGCGUGUUGGCAGGAGGACACACAGGGGCAGGACAGAGGCCAUGUGGCUGGCUGGAAGAAACGGGUACAGCCAGCGGUUAAAUAACAGAGCUGACAGGUCAAACCACCUUAGCGCUCGUCAUCACACCGGGGCUGCUGCCACCACAUUUCUUAAAGGUGAAGGCACAGGACCCGGCAGAGAGAGAGAGAGAAGACACACCAUGGGAGCUAGGAAAACCAUCCAGCCAUGAUUAGAAACCCUUCCCCUACCAACCCUCCGACACACAUCAACUUGAUGGAAGGCUAAUAACUGGCUCCAAUGGUGUAAGCCGACGCAUCACCGUGGGGGAUUCUGACAGUCCGCACACAGCCCAGGCCAGUAUCAGAAGGCAGGGGAGGGUAUGAGAAUGGUGUCUAUGCCCUGAAGCCCAGCAGCAUGUCAGAGCAAGGAGACAAAUGCACCACCCCCCGCUGGAAACAUGAGGCCAUGCAAAAUGGGUACAUCCCUAGUUACCUGGACAAGGACGAGUUAUGUGUGGUAUGUGGGGACAAAGCUACAGGAUAUCACUAUCGCUGUAUCACCUGUGAAGGAUGCAAGGGUUUCUUCCGGCGGACGAUCCAGAAGAACCUGAACCCAACGUACGCGUGUAAGUACGAGGCAAAGUGCAUCAUCGAUAAGGUGACCAGGAACCAGUGCCAGGAGUGUCGCUUCAAGAAGUGCAUCACUGUCGGCAUGGCAACAGACUUGGUGCUGGACGACAGCAAGCGGCUCGCCAAGCGGAAGUUGAUCGAGGAGAACCGUGAGCGGCGGCGGAAGGAGGAGCUCCAGAAAACGGUGUGGGACCGGCCUGAGCCGUCCCAGGAGGAGUGGGACCUGAUCCGCAUGGUCACCGAGGCCCACAUGUCAACUAACGCCCAGGGAAACCACUGGAAACAGAAACGCAAGUUCUUGGUCGAGGAAGCAAUGCUACUUAAUGAAAUAACAUGUAAUUUAUUCUAUACUUCUGACCAGAGUGCAGUGGGGGUGAAGGAAACCAAGCCCGAGGACAUUGGUCAAGCGCCGGUCAUAAAUGCACCUGAAGGGAGCAAAGUGGACAUUGAAGCCUUCAGUCAGUUUACAAAAAUUAUCACCCCCGCCAUUACCCGAGUGGUGGACUUUGCCAAAAAGCUGCCUAUGUUCUGUGAGCUGCCUUGUGAAGACCAGAUUAUCCUAUUGAAAGGCUGCUGCAUGGAGAUCAUGUCUUUACGGGCAGCCGUUCGCUACGACCCCGAGAGUGAGACGCUGACGCUUAACGGGGAGAUGGCCGUGACCCGCGGCCAGCUGAAGAACGGAGGCCUGGGUGUGGUGUCGGACGCUAUCUUUGAUUUGGGCUUAUCGCUGUCUUCGUUCCAUCUGGACGACUCUGAGGUCGCUCUGCUACAGGCCGUCAUCCUCCUGUCCUCCGACCGUCCGGGGCUGACCAGCGUGGAGCGUAUUGAGCGCUGUCAGGAGGAGUUCCUUCUGGCCUUUGAACAUUACAUCAACUACCGCAAACACAAGGUGGCGCAAUUCUGGCCCAAGCUGCUGAUGAAGGUGACGGACCUGCGGAUGAUCGGGGCGUGCCACGCCUCCCGCUUCCUGCAUAUGAAGGUGGAGUGCCCCAACGAACUUUUCCCCCCACUCUUCCUGGAGGUCUUUGAGGACUGACGGACAGACGGAGGACUGAUGGACAGACGGACAGACGGACAGACGCGCAUGCACACACCCUGCCAAGGUGUGUGUGUUUGUGUGUGGUCGGGGUGUGUGUGGGCGCCUGUCGGGGGCUACGACAGUGGGCCUCAGAGUGGCUCUAGGCGUCUUGGGACACGUUGGAACUCUCAUUAGCACUACUGAGUCAUUUCAUUCCAUAGCUUUGGUACAGCCUAGCUUCUCAGCCUAGUUUUAUGGAUGGAACCAUCCCUUACGAUGCGGGUACAAGUGAACAGCCUUUUCUUUUGGUUUUUAUUUUGUAAAUGUUUCACCUCUCCUCAGUUACUUCUCUAUAGGUUUUUUGGGUUAAUUGUACAGUCAGUCAGUCGGCUUAUUGGUGAUUAUGUCUAGUUGUUGUCGUUGACAGCGCUCGUUCAGUCAGUCAUAUGAACCAUGCAACUUCUAGUGUUUCAUUUUACUCCAGUUUAUUAUUGAGUGCUGACUCCACCAACCCUGAGAAGGUCAGUACUGUACAAGACAGUGACCGACAGCAGAAGCCAGUUAACCUGCAUUAUUCCAUUCCCUUCCUUUUCGUAUUCUCUUCCUACGAGACUUCCCCAGUCAGGGGAUGUGUAGUAGCUUUCAUAUAGGUGUCCCUCUGGUGCUGGUGUUCUGUGAGAGCUAUAUCUAUACCUGCUCAAUGCUGCCAUUCUAACACACUCUUACUGUACUCACAUCAUUCACACCAUAGAAAUAGUCAAUGUUCUGUAAUGGGAUGGCUAUUCUUAUUCUAUUUCUAUGAUUCACACCACAAGCUCCCACCUUGAGUAAACCUAGGCUCAUUUCUAAACAAUGGAAAGGCACAACACUAAACAACUCAUCCAUGUAGAAAAAGCUAGCUAAAAGAUGGCUUGUUUCUCCUCUUCUGUGUGAAACCUAAACGAUCAGGACAGAUAUAUAAGCACACUUUGACACGAAGUCAGGAAAAAGAUUAAAGCCAUUCAAUAGCUAUCUCUUUUUUUUCAUGAUGCCACUCAUGCAGUGCCAAAAAAAAUUGGGAAUUCAUCCAAUCAUUUUGGAUUGUUUCCCGGAACCCGGAUGCAUGAUCUAACCUGAUCUGAUUGGCUAUCAGUGACUUCUUCUAGAACCUAGAACAUGCUUCAGGCUCUCAUUCACGUUCUAGAGUGUAGACUUGCAUCAUGAAACAGAACGUUAUUGAAACAGAGAGAAUGUUCUUGUUGUUGUCACCAUGGCGUGUAGUUCCUGAGCUGCAGAUGGACAAAUCAGACAGACAGACACUGUGAGCUGUGAUGCUGGCAGAAAUUCCUUCUGCUGUCACACAAGAUUCCAUGGGAACUUUUUAACUAUGUUCAAGCGUCAUAUUAUAUUCUCAACAUGUGAGUUACUGAAAGUGAUCAUGAUCCUCCUAUAAGGACUGGUUGUUGCUAUGAUACUUGCUAAUUGGCUGAUUCAUGCCUGUAUGAAUGACAUGUGGGUAGAGUCAGGGGAUCAAACCCUUUCUAUGUUGACCACAGUCAAUGGAAUUCUGAGUCAGAGGAGAGAAUCGCUGCCACUAGGGGUGUCACACCCUGACCUUAGUAUUCUUUGUUUUCUUUGUUAUUUUAGUUAGGUCAAGGUGUGACAAGGGGUGUAUUGGUACACUAUUUAUACCGAAACGUUUGGUACGGGGACCUCGGUUCGGUCCACACUUUGAACCCAAAUGAAUAGAUAAAAAAUAUCUUAAAACAAUAAUAGGUUAUGCCUACGCUGCGUUGUAUGCCUCUUGAGUAAAUCUGAGCUGAAAAAAAAAAAACAUUUCAGGCUAUUCAGUUAAAACAACUAGAGCCUAU